UCAAAUAUGAUUCAUCUUUUGUGUAGGCACGCAUUAAAAGCUUCCGUUCUUUUUUGAGGCAUACAAAGGCGUACUACUUCCGGUGAUACGGCGUUCGACGUUGGAGGGCGACAUAGUCAUUAUUUAAUUCAUUGAACGGAAGGAUUAGAGUAAAGAUGCAUCGCAUGUAUGACACACUUACGUUCUUUUUCAUUCGAUAACCCAUUAAUACAGAGCAAUACGCAUAUGCAAGCUUAUGCAGAUGCAUUGAGGAAGAAUAAGAAGAAACAUUGAAAUCUGAGCUGGAUUCCCGAUUCGAGUCAAUCAUAAACACACCGAAGCCUUUCUCAUAACCACCAUCACUACCAUUGCAACCUAUCUCGCAACAUGUCUUCUGAAAACCCAACAAUCAUUGGCACAAACGGUGGUGUGGCAACUGCUCCACACACCAACGGCAUUGCAACCGAUAAGCCCGUUCGUCAUAUUCCCUCUUCGAAUCCAACAAUCAAAGGUGAACCAUCCAAUUUAGGAACUUUUGGUGUCAAGAGUGGAUUAGCACAAAUGCUCAAGGGUGGUGUGAUUAUGGACGUCGUUAACGCAGAACAAGCAAGAAUCGCAGAAGAGGCAGGUGCAUGUGCUGUUAUGGCCCUAGAACGUGUUCCUGCUGAUAUUCGUGUUCAAGGUGGUGUUGCACGAAUGAGUGAUCCAGAAAUGAUUCGUGGUAUUAUCGAUGCUGUCUCAAUUCCUGUUAUGGCUAAAUGCCGUAUCGGUCACUUUGUUGAAGCUCAAAUCUUACAAGCUUUGAACGUUGAUUACAUCGAUGAAAGUGAAGUUUUGACACCUGCAGACGAUUACCAUCACAUCAACAAGCACAACUUCAAAGUUCCAUUCGUUUGCGGUUGCCGUAACUUGGGUGAAGCAUUACGUCGUAUUUCUGAGGGAGCAGCAAUGAUCCGUACAAAGGGAGAAGCAGGAACGGGUAACGUGGUCGAAGCAGUUCAUCAUCAAAGAACCGUUCAAGCGGAAAUCAAACGUGCAGCAAGCAUGUCAGAUGAAGAAUUAUAUGCAUACGCAAAAGAAAUUCAAGCGCCAUUCCAUCUUCUCAAAGAAGCCGCUCGUCUUAAACGUUUGCCAGUCGUAAACUUUGCCGCAGGUGGUGUGGCCACUCCUGCUGAUGCCGCAUUGAUGAUGCAAUUGGGAUCAGAUGGUGUUUUCGUUGGAAGUGGUAUUUUCAAAGGUGCAAAUCAAGCCGAACGUGCAAAAGCAAUCGUUCAAGCUGUUGCCCAUUAUGAUGAUGCUGAAAAAUUGGCAGAAAUUUCUUCUGGUUUGGGUGAAGCAAUGGUCGGUUUGACAAUCACUGAUGACAUGAAAGGUGGUCGUUUGGCAGGUCGUGGUUGGUAAUCAUUUUUGCCAUGUACACAGAUAGACUUCUUCUCUCCACUUCGAUGCCCUCUCAACAGGCUUCUCAUAUGAUUAUCAUUAAUCGAUCAUGCACCAUAUUUUGUAUUUAAUUCAUUGAAAAAUAAAAAUUGUCCAAUACAAAUGACAGACGACACUUAAGUGAAUUAUUGUACAGUAAAGUACAUAUGGAUUUCAACCUUGAUCUUCUCC
Meira miltonrushii is the source of this 1590-nucleotide messenger RNA. RefSeq names its product vitamin B6 biosynthesis protein. NCBI's taxonomy places the organism in Eukaryota, Fungi, Basidiomycota, Exobasidiomycetes, Exobasidiales, Brachybasidiaceae. The record is from RefSeq and is a predicted model, not a curated record. Gene Ontology annotation, molecular function: amine-lyase activity. Gene Ontology annotation, biological process: pyridoxal 5'-phosphate biosynthetic process; amino acid metabolic process; pyridoxine biosynthetic process. The transcript has a single exon. The coding region runs from base 367 to 1380 and encodes 337 amino acids.